This is a messenger RNA of Contarinia nasturtii (swede midge), 939 nucleotides long. RefSeq names its product chromatin modification-related protein MEAF6 (gene Eaf6). The transcript has 4 exons. The coding region runs from base 181 to 837 and encodes 218 amino acids. Gene Ontology annotation, cellular component: NuA4 histone acetyltransferase complex. NCBI's taxonomy places the organism in Eukaryota, Metazoa, Arthropoda, Insecta, Diptera, Cecidomyiidae. The record is from RefSeq and is a predicted model, not a curated record.
UGGACAUUUUGACAGGAGUAAAGUCAUUUGUUGUUAAACAGUGUGCAUUCGAAAUCUCUCCAUCAAUUUGAAAAAAAGCAUUUAAUUUUGCGACAAUUCUGACAAAACUAACAAAAGAGCCAAUUUUAAAUGAAAUAAAAUCUAUUGGUAGCAUAAAAGACGUAAACAUAAAUUUUAAAUAUGAGUUCACCAAUAUACAAGCACACCAAUGAAAAUUCAUCGAUGAAGCAACGCAAGGCGAAGUCAACGAAUGUCACCAAGUCGUCGACAAAUCUUGAUACACGAACGGAGUUGGCAGAUUUGGUAAAACGAAAGGCCGAAAUUGCUGAAACAUUGGCCAAUUUAGAACGACAGAUCUAUGCAUUUGAGGGGUCAUAUUUAGAAGACACACAAUUAUAUGGUAACAUUAUACGUGGUUGGGAUCGAUAUUUGACAUCAAAUAAAGGGACUAAUUCAAAGGCUGACAAACGGAAUCGAAAAUUUAAAGAAGCUGAACGACUAUUUUCUAAAUCAUCAAUCACUUCAAUGGCAGCUGUCAGUGAGCUGGUCGAUCAGAAUGAUACAAAGCCAGAUGGAAGGUCAGAUCGCAAUAGUGAAUCAGAAGUAACCAACGAAGAUUCUAGUGACAAUACGAUAAUUGGUACGAUUUCGGGUAAUAAUACAUCCAUACAUCAAAAAUCGGCUGGCAAAAAUCUGGACUCAGUUGAUCGACCGAAUACGCCACAUUCAAAACACUCUGAUUCAAAAGAUGCGUCAACACCGAGCAGCAGUGCAAAGCAGAAAGCCAGUUCUGCUAAGAAAACUGGCAACGCAACAAAGAAAAUUAGACAUCGUUGAAUUUAAAACAACAUUUUAAAAAAAAUCCUCAUUUACUUUAUUCGCCAAAACUCACCUUUCAAUACCCUGCUCAUCGUAGCUUACAUUUUUAAGUCAUUUUUU